AUGAACUUUGUGUUGACUCUAUCCUUAAGCGACAACCCACCGGGAAAAACCUAUCUCAUGGAAGAAGAAGCUCAAGAAGACUGCCACACGGUUGAUCAUUUCGCAGUAGAUGACCUCUCGGUAGAUUUCUCUAAUGAUGAUGACGAGGAAAACGAUGUCAUUGCUGAUUCCGAUGGUGCUAACGCAGCCACCGCCGUUCCUGAUAACUCCAAUUCCUCGUCCUUCUCCACCGCUGGUCUCCCCAUAUUUCAUGGUGACGUUCACGACGGCACCAGCUUUUCCAGCGACUUUUGCGUACCGGAGCAAACGCUCACGCGCCGACACAUGCAAUUGGGCCUCAAGUGGGCUUCUCAUGGAAGCAGUUUACGACAACCCGUUCACCGGAGAAACCGUUCUCUCCAACCACCACCUUUCUCCGCCGAUCUCGCCGACGUCCAUCGCUCAUCUCGCGAGAAAGCAAACAAUCGACGGACUCCGGCGGAAGAAGGGUACAUCUCCGGUAUCCGGCAGCGGAGAGGAACGGCGGUGUCUCCACUGCGCCAUAGACAAGACGCCGCAGUGGCGGACUGGCCCAAUGGGCCCGAAGACAUUUGUGCAAUGCUUGUGGCGUCAGGUAUAAGUCGGGACGUUUGGUGCCGGAGUACCGGCCGGUGGCGAGUCCCCGACAUUCGUGCUGGCGAAACAUUCGAAUGCUCAGUAGAAAGUGAUGGAGCUCCGGCGGAAGAAGGAGAUGACUAAGGUCCGCUAUGAGUUCAUACAUCACCAUAAUGGUACGGAGGACACUGCCAUGAUUUUUAACAUUUCAUCGGACGGUGAUAAUUACUUGAUCCACACAACGUAGGCCCAGAUUUC
This is a messenger RNA of Brassica oleracea var. oleracea, 852 nucleotides long. RefSeq lists its product as uncharacterized. NCBI's taxonomy places the organism in Eukaryota, Viridiplantae, Streptophyta, Magnoliopsida, Brassicales, Brassicaceae. The transcript is spliced from 2 exons. The record is from RefSeq and is a predicted model, not a curated record. Bases 1 to 738 code for a protein of 245 amino acids.